Anopheles moucheti is the source of this 534-nucleotide messenger RNA. RefSeq names its product B9 domain-containing protein 2 (gene B9d2). Bases 1 to 534 code for a protein of 177 amino acids. NCBI's taxonomy places the organism in Eukaryota, Metazoa, Arthropoda, Insecta, Diptera, Culicidae. Gene Ontology annotation, biological process: cilium assembly. The record is from RefSeq and is a predicted model, not a curated record. The transcript has a single exon. Gene Ontology annotation, cellular component: MKS complex.
AUGGCGGAACUGCACAUAAUCGGCGAACUUAAGACGGCGGUGGACUUCGAGGAACCCAACCUGUUUUGUCGCUGGAGCGUCCAGUACGGUUCGAACUGGAAAGCCAUCGAGGGACACACCGAAGGUCAAUCCUGCUGCAGCACAUCUCGUAUAGAGCAGCAGUCCGAUCUCUGUACACCGAUCGAUCUGCACCUGGUGACCCGCGGGCUGCAAGGUUGGCCCAAGUUGCACGUGGAAGUGUACGCGGUGAACGCUCUCCAACACUACUGGCCCGUCGGGUACGGGUUUGCCUUUGUCCCGGUACGACCCGGACAGCAUCGGGUACGGAUCGCCACGUGGAAGGUCUCAUCUGCUCGUGUCACCGAUACGGUGCGGGAGAAGUUCCACACGGGUGGGUUUUCGCUUGCCAAGAGUGACAUCGCGUUCACGGGCAUAGAGCGGUACAAACUAUUAACCAAGACAGCCGGUUCGGUGGAGCUGGAUUUGAUGCUGAUAUUUAAGAACUUUGCGGAAUACGGUGUCGAACUGCAUUGA